Messenger RNA from Dreissena polymorpha, 5039 nucleotides. RefSeq names its product putative inhibitor of apoptosis. Gene Ontology annotation, cellular component: nucleus; cytoplasm; spindle microtubule. The record is from RefSeq and is a predicted model, not a curated record. Gene Ontology annotation, biological process: regulation of cell cycle. The coding region runs from base 366 to 1724 and encodes 452 amino acids. The transcript has 18 exons. Lineage: Eukaryota; Metazoa; Mollusca; Bivalvia; Myida; Dreissenidae.
CUCGUAUAUUUGCAGUGGAAACGAAAGUACUUUCGAUUUAUUUUUAAUUUAAAUUGAUAAAUUUGGCAGCGAUUUUGGAAGGUAGAAGCUAUUGUUUUACCAAGGCACGAUGGGGGUUGAUAUCAAAACAUAUCGGUGCCAUUGGGUCAUACAGUGUGCAAGGUAGCUUUGGAAGUGACAGAAACCUCCAGAGGGGAUUGGUAGUAAACAGUUGUGUAAAACAUUGUGCGUUUCAAACUGUUUGGCAUAUGUUUGAUUAAGCUAAGAUAUACUGCAAAGCAUCAAACUAUGCAUCGCAGUUGAACGAGACGGGAUGUGAAUCUCCACACGCAUACAGGCAUAAAAUCACUCAAAUUCUGUUAUUGAUGUCUGGAGUUGAAUCAAACUCACGGCCAAAUUCGACAAGUUCCGAAGACGAGGAACAGAACAACGAUGCAACGGAUCGAAGACUGCCGAACAGUUGUGAAGAUGGUAACCUUGCAGCAUGCAGAACUGAAACUAAUAAGCGUGCAGGUCCCUCGCAAGAUGAGCGUCCGACAAGCGGUGCGACAGAUCCCAGAGAACUAACGAGUUGUGGGAAUGGUAAUGGCCAAGCAAGCACUUCAGAACCUAGCCAGUAUGUAGAUCCCGCUCAAGUGAACAACAACUCAACACACGAAGGAGAGAUUGAUAAAAGUGUGAGGAACCAACUUCAAGAAAGUGAAACUAGUUCUGAAGAUGAGUCCUUUUCAACUCUCUUACCGACAAAUGAAGUACGCCUGCGAAAUGAGCGGGAACAGUUUCAAGAGCAAAGCAAUAAAACGAAAGACGAGAUUCCCACAACCAUUGUAUUAUAUCAAAGACAGUCAGACAGACAAGGCAGCAAUGCAGAGGAAAACAUCGUGGAAAGUAAUAUAUGUGUUUUUCCCGUUCAAGAUUUCACAGAAAGACGCUUCCAUGCCAAGCAAGAGCAGUUCCGACCAUUACAAUCUCGACGAGAUACAUUUGCAAACCAGCAUUCACGAUUUCAGAGGCCAACUUGGGAACAAAUCGCUGAAGCAGGGUUUUAUUACACGGGGUGUGACGACGAGUGUUAUUGUUUCGCCUGCGGUUGUGGGUUGAACACAUGGGAACCAGACGACGAUCCUUGGAUAGAACAUUGCCGAUAUUCCGAUGAUUGUCCUUAUGUAUUGGAAGUCAAAGGUGCUGCAUUUGUAAACCGUUACAGACGAAGACCAGAGUUCACUGCUGCCCAGACCGCGUCAAAUGAUGCAGGGACUGUCGGAGGGCUUUCAUUAAAUCAUGAUACAAACACACGGCGUGUUUUCAACAGGGUCUCAGGAGAACAUGACCAAAAUCUUGAUCUUGUGCAAAGAGGCAGACUCUACAAUGUCACUCAAGAGCAGUUCAGGAAUCCAUUUCAUAAUCAGGAACGUGCUUUAAACCAGCAUAACAAUCGAAAUGACACUGCUUCACAUGGCGAUAAUGUUCAGGCAAAUUUAGAAACACCUAACUUGGUGUAUCCUAUGCUUGUCCAACAAGGGCGUGUAUUGUAUGAGAACAGAAGGUUGAAGAUGCGUCUUAUGUGUCAUAUAUGCAAAACAAACAAAGUGGACGUUCUGCUUCUACCAUGCAAAGAUCAUAAGUUCUGCAUGGACUGCACACAUAACUGUGAUGUAUGUCCAUACUGCAGUAGACCAAUUAGGGAAAGGAUUCGUACGCAUAUGACGGGGCGAAUGAACUAAAUGGCACCUGGCGGACCUCAACAAUGGGACAGUAGACCUGUGCACAUUACUUGGAUUUUAUAUAACGCUUGAGUAUAUGUCAAAACAGUGUGCGUACUCACCUAUAUAUGGCGCUAACGUUUUCGAAGUGUGCUGCAAUCUCUAAAAUAUUCUAAAAUUACUUAAGUUACUUCGAUAAGGCAAAACAUUCCGUAAUCACCGAUCACAAAUGUAUACUUCAUGAUGCAAAUAUCUUCAAUCUGAACUGAACCUACUGAACCUAUCCUGUCUAACAGCAUUUAUAUCGUGCUUAUAAACAUCGUUAUAAUAAAAUAUGGAUUUGAAUAAAAAGCCAGACCAAUAAGCACAAAAGUAAUUUCGUAUAAAAUCAUUUGCUUCACAAUUACCCGUGUUAUUGAAAUAUAUAAGAAACGUACAGCAUAAAGACGAUUAUUUUCGAAUACAUAACACGAUAUAACAUAUACCAUUUGAUAAAACAAAUUCCCGAUCGGUCAGAAAAAUAUUAAAUCCACAUGCAAACCAGAACCUAACCCUAGUUGAUGAUCUCACACUCCCCGCAGAAUCAGCAAAACACAUGGGAAUAAAGUUUCACAUAUCGCUUAAGUCGUCAUACGCAGUUGCCGAACGAAUAUGGAAGGGUCGGUCAUCUGUGUUUUCCAUAAUGACAAUAAUGUAAACAACAUUCCACAUAAAUCCGCUGAAAAUGGCCAAUCGCGUGGAAAAGGUACCCAUCCCCACAGCACUGUACGGAUCGAAACUCUGGUCAUCACUAACAAACUACGAUGACCUUACAAUAGAAAAAUUUACAGCAAAAAUGUGUCAAAAUUUUCCAACUCGCACAAUAACUGAUAUGUCAUCGGCUGGCUACCAAUCAAUGCUUAAAUCGACUAAAGAAAAUUGUUGUGCUUUCAUAAAUGCUGUUGUAUGAACACUUAAUAUCUCACAAAACAACUAUUUUAAGCAUCACAGGGGAUACAGAAUUUGCUCGAUGUAGUGUCGUUCACCCUCUGAUUAUGGCCGCUCGCAUCUGGACCGCGGAAACAACUCGUGAAACAACGGAAUCAUCGGCAACUAUGCGUGUUUUAGUGAACACAAGAACAGACUCUCGGACAUCAUUGCAGACAAAGUGGUCUUAUAAUCCUUAACAGCGACAUUCUUGCCGUCGCCUCUUGUCAAAGACUGAGAGAAUAUAGACUUACAAUCCUACGAGCGUGUGACCUUCUCUCCAGUAUGUUUUCAUAUGAUAUGGUGACAUCAUUGCUAUCAGCGGCAAACAUGACCAAUGACGAGACAGCCAGGAGUAUAUAUAACUUCAUUCAUAUGUUUAUUGCGUAAAAAUAAUUGAUUGUGUUUUUAAACAAACAGACUGUGUAUUGAUCUUUGUAUGCCCCCGGAUCGAAUGAUCGGGGGUAUAUUGUUUUUGGCUUGUCUGUCUGUCUGUCAAUUGGUCAGUCAUUUAUUCAUUCAUUGUAUGUGUGUGUCCCAAAACUUUAACCUUGGUCAUAACUUGUGCAAUAUUGAAGAUAUCAACUUGAUAUUUGGCGUGCAUGUGUAUCUCAUUGAGCUGCACAGUUUGAGUGGUGAAAGGUCAAGGUCAAGGUCAUCCUUCAAGGUGAAUGGUCAUAUAUAUGUCUUCAAAGCGGCGCAAAAGCUGUAUAGUUACUUCACUCAGGUCGCUGUAGAGUAACGAACAAGAUGCAUUUUAUGCCAAUAUUGAAAAAACAGGUUUAACUAGUUUUUUUCUGUUUACUUUUAGGGUCCAGCUUGUGGACGAUAAAAUGAUUUAAUAUGUCAAAGUGAGACGUUUUAUUUAUCACUUUGUAAAUAAUAUUCAGAUGUAAACUAUAGUUCUUGUAAAUAGUACUUAAUUCUAUAUUUAUAUAUGUAGAUGUAUGUUUGCUUUAUACUUAAUGUAUCUUCAAUCACUAAAGAGUGAUAAAGUAAAAUAAAGAUUGUUAAUACUUAACACUUCAGCUACACAUCCUCACAGUUACUUCACUCAGGAUGCUGUUGAGUAACGAAAAGGUUGUAUUUUAUGCCAUCAAUAUGUCAAAGUGCGAAUAAUCUGUCGAGUAUAUAGAACCGCCAGUUUGUGUACACAUUGUCAUGAUAUCAGUUAUAUCAACACUUAACGUUACGCUCUGCCCCGGAUCGAAUGAUCGUGAGGAUAUUGUUUUUGGCUUGUCUGUCUGUCUGUCUGUCUGUCUGUCUGUCUGUCUGUCUGUCUGUCUGUCUGUCUGUCUGUCUGUCUGUCUGUCUGUCUGUCUGUCUGUCUUUCAGUCAUUCAUUCAUUUAUUCAUUCUUUGUAUGUGUGUGUCCCAAAUCUUUUUCAUAACUUUUGCAAUAUUGAAGAUAGCAACUUGAUAUUUGGCAUGUAUGUGUAUCUCAUGAUGUUGCACAUUUUAGUGGUGAAAGGUCAAGGUCAUCUUUCAAGAUCAAAGGCAAAAUAUAUAGAUUCAAAGCGGCACAAUAGGGGGCAAUGUGUUUCUUAUAGACACAUCUCUUGUUGAACAAAAUAUUCAGAUUUUAAUGAUGGUUCUUGUAAAUAGUACAUAACUCUAUGUUUAUAUAUGUGGAUGUAUGUUUGCUUUAUACUUUACGUAUCACCAAUCACUGAAAAGUGAUAAAGUAAAAUAAAAAUUGUUAAUACUUAACACUUCAGCUACACAACUUUAUAGUUACUUCACUCAGGUCGCUGUAGAGUAACGAACAAGAUGCAUGUUAUGCCAAUAUUGAAAAAAAAGGUUUAACUAGUUUUUUCUGUUUACUUUUAGGGUGCAGCUUGUGGACGAUAAAAUGAUUCAAUAUGUCAAAGUGCGACGUUUUAUUGAUCUCUUUGUACAUAAUAUUCAGAUGUAAAUUAUUGUUCUUGUAAGUAGUACUUAACUCUAUGUUUAUAUAUGUGGAUGUAUGUUUGCUUUAUACUUGAUGUAUAUUCAAUCACUGAAAAGUGAUAAAGUAAAAUAAAGAUUGUUAAUACUUAACACUUCAGCUACACAUCUUCAUAGCUACUUCACUCAGGUCGCUGUGGAGUAACGAACAAGGUGUACUUUAUGCCAAUAUUGGAAAAAAAGGUUUAACUAGUUUUUUUCUGUUUACUUUAAGGGUCCAGCUUGUGGACGAUAAAAUUAUUCAAUAUGUCAAAGUGAGACGUUUUAUUGAUCUCUUUGUACAUAAUAUUCAGAUGUAAAUUAUGGUUCUUGUAAAUAGUACUUAACUCUAUGUUUAUAUAUGUGGAUGUAUGUUUGCUAUAUACUUUAUGUAUAUUCAAUCACUGAAAAGUGAUAAAGUAAAAUAAAGAUUGUUAAUACUUAA